AUGAGUCGCUGUGAUAUUAAAGUUGUGUUAUUAGGCAGUGAACAUGUAGGAAAGACUAGUUUAGUUCUAAGGUACGUGAAUUGCCGGUUUAAUGCAGAUAUUCCUUAUCAAAAUACAGUAGGUGCUGCUUUCUGUGCGAAGACAGUGCGUGCUGGCGACAAAGACUUCAAUAUUGGCAUCUGGGACACAGCGGGGAGUGAGAGGUAUGAAGCCAUGACUAAGAUAUAUUACAGAGGUGCACAUGCUGCGAUAAUCUGCUAUGAGCCGUCUUCGGUGGCAUCUUGGAACAGGUUGAGACAUUGGCUUCAGGAGUUGAGGACUGUGGAAGAGGAUUGCAAAGUAUAUCUUUGUGGGACUAAAAAGGACCUACUGGACUCAGGAUACGUCUCCCGUGAAGUGUCUCAAGAUAUAGUGGCGACAUACUCUCAGGGUUUAUGUGGACACUUCCUCACUUCCAGUAAGACUGGCGAAAAUGUCGACGAACUCUUCCAGAAGAUUGCCGACGACUGUGCAGCUGAUUUAAAAUUAAUGAAAGAAGUAGAAGAUUUAAGAGUGCAGUUAGCGAAAGACGAGGCGGCUUAUAGAGUUAAGAAUAAUAACUAUUGUAUAUGCUGA
This is a messenger RNA of Arctia plantaginis, 615 nucleotides long. The record is from the annotation of a GenBank genome assembly. NCBI's taxonomy places the organism in Eukaryota, Metazoa, Arthropoda, Insecta, Lepidoptera, Erebidae.